Molecule: messenger RNA, 6518 nt
Organism: Hyla sarda
Lineage: Eukaryota; Metazoa; Chordata; Amphibia; Anura; Hylidae
Gene: TGFB2
Product: transforming growth factor beta 2
Exons: 7
Coding region: 780-2072 (430 amino acids)
Biological process (GO): regulation of cell population proliferation; transforming growth factor beta receptor signaling pathway; SMAD protein signal transduction
Cellular component (GO): extracellular region
Molecular function (GO): growth factor activity; cytokine activity; type II transforming growth factor beta receptor binding
Source: RefSeq, a predicted model, not a curated record
UCACACAUGGGGCUGAGCGUGCGCCUCAUAACGGAGUGUGCAGCAUCCGGAGCCGCCAGCUAGGAGGAGAGAGCAGCCCGAGCGCUGAGCACACACUGGAGGGGAAGCUGCCGCCUGGAUGCAGCCUGCACGACACGUCAGAUCUCCAGCCUUCUCAGUCAGCCCCCAGGAGCUCCUGCACCAGUCUAUGUGCGCUCGAGCUGGGGUCUGGAGGUGAUCGGGAGCUCUGCUGAUCAUCACCUACAUGACUGCACCCUCCAUGGACUGCCGCUCAGCCUGCACCCCAUCCUAUACCAGUACUAUCCUUACAUGCCCUUCUAUAAAACUUUCUUACACUUUGGGAACUUUAGGCAACUUUUAGAAUCUUGCACGGACAACUUGUAUGGAAGCGUUUAGAAACAUUUUUUUUGACAAUUCUUGGAAAACUUUAAAAAACAAACUUUUUUUUUUUUUUUUUAGAAACUUUUUAAAAACUUUACAAACUUUUUGGAAACUUUAAAAACUUUUUUUUUUUCUUUUUUAAAAACAACUUUUAGAAACUUUGGGAAUCUUUAAAAAAAAACUUUUUGGAAAGUUUAAAAACUUCACAAAAUUUAAUUUUUUUUAAAAGACUUUAGAGGAGCCUUAUUUUGCAUUCUGUUGAGUUUACUAUUAUUAUUAUUAUUUUUAUUUGACUUUUGCUGUUGUUGCACGUUGCUGUUAUUGUAAUUAUUUGUAAAUAUAGAUACAUUGUAUCUGUUCGGUGUCCUGUUUGUUGGAUUUGAAGAAUCCAAGUCAAGAUGCACUAUUCUUCUUGUCUCCUGAGCAUGUUCCUCACCCUGGACCUGGCCUUGCUGGCCCUCAGCCUGUCUACCUGCAGUACCCUAGACAUGGACCAGUUUACCCGAAAGCGGAUCGAGGCCAUCAGGGGGCAGAUCCUCAGUAAACUCAAGCUCAAUAGCCCCCCAGAAGAUUACCCGGAGCCUGAGGAGGUGUCUCAGGAUGUCAUUGCCAUCUACAAUAGCACUAGGGACCUGCUGCAGGAGAAAGCCAACCAGAGGGCCAUCGUCUGCGAAAAGGAGAGGACUGACGAGGAGUAUUUUGCCAAGGAAGUUUACAAAAUUGAUUUUCUUCCCCCUCCUUUCACCUCUGAAAGUAAGUGCCCCCACUCAGCCCCCGGACGUGAGCACUGGGCGAAUGCCAUCCACCCAAACUAUUACAAUGCUUACUUCAGAAUCAUCCGAUUCGACGUCUCUGCCAUGGAGAAAAACCUUUCGAAUUUAGUGAAGGCAGAAUUUAGAGUGUUUCGUUUACAGAAUCUGAGAGCGCGAGUAUCGGAGCAACGGAUAGAACUAUAUCAGAUUCUCAAAUCCAAAGACUUUACGUCCCCGAUGCAGCGCUACAUAGACAGUAAAGUAGUGAAGACGAAAGCGGAGGGGGAGUGGUUGUCAUUCGACGUGACAGAAGCGAUAAAGGAAUGGCUCCGUCACAGAGAUCGUAAUCUUGGAUUUAAAAUAAGUUUACAUUGUCCUUGUUGCACCUUCGUACCCUCCAAUAACUAUAUCAUCCCGAAUAAAAGUGAGGAGCUAGAGACUCGAUUUGCAGGUAUUGAUGACUCCUUAUAUGCUGUGGUGGACCAUAAAAUUGGGAAGCCUGGUCAGAAAAAACAAAACAGCCACACCCCUCAUCUACUGCUGAUGCUGCUACCGUCAUACAGACAAGAGUCCCAGCAGUCAAACCGGCGGAGAAAACGGGCAUUAGAUGCUGCGUAUUGUUUCAGAAAUGUCCAGGACAACUGUUGUCUACGUUCUUUGUAUAUCGACUUCAAGAAGGAUCUUGGAUGGAAAUGGAUACACGAGCCCAAAGGAUAUAAUGCAAACUUUUGUGCUGGCGCUUGCCCCUAUUUAUGGAGCUCGGACACACAGCACUCUCGGGUGCUUGGUCUGUACAACACCAUCAACCCAGAAGCAUCAGCCUCUCCAUGUUGCGUAUCUCAAGAUUUAGAAUCUCUCACCAUCUUGUACUAUGUCGGAAAGACACCGAAAAUUGAACAGCUUUCAAAUAUGAUCGUGAAGUCAUGUAAAUGUGGCUAACCUUUACCAGAACGGCAAGUGUUUUUUUAGUGGGAUAAAACAGAAAAAAAGUAACUUUUUCGAAGGAGAAAAAGCAAAAAUAGGCCUUGUUUGAUCAGUGUUAUAUUCUUAAUAAAAAGGAAGACAAAAACGGUACUAGCGUGAACUUUUUGGAAAGUUUAUUUUUUAAUAACUGGCAGAAACUAUACAUCACCGAAGGCUUUAUCCAGAGAUGUUAAUAAAACUUGGAGUGGAACAUUACUCCCUCUCCCAUGCUAUGAUGUUCCUGGUGUUACAGUAAAAGAUUUGGGCCAAUUUCUUCAGUCUCGAUGCCUGCCAGGAUCUACCCAGGUCUCCUGAAAUUCAUUUUGUUGACACAUCAUUUUUCCUCUCUGGUACUCUGUUGAAUACAUCACGAGAUUCUCUGGUUUUCCUCCCAUGCCUGUGUUGUAACCAGCUUUGAAAGGCCCACUUUAAAAAAAAAAUAAAAUGUAUGUUUUUUUUUUUUUUGUAUUUGUAGUUGACAACGCUAUAAAAUAAAAUAAAAAAAGGUAUAAAAAAAAAGUAGAUGUGUAUAAACAUAGGAGAUUUGCCUCACCGUAGAGUUUCCGACUUAUUAACAGGAUGGAAUGUCUCAAUUGUUUCUGAGCAUCUUUUGAAGAUCAUAAAAAAAAUAUUAAUAUAAAAGAAUAAACACUGGAAUAAUGUGUUAGCGAUAUUAUGUGAAGAAAAAAAAGAAAAUAGUGGAAAAAAAAAAUCUCAUUUAGUGGAGUUGUAUCUGUCCCCGGAAAUACUCAGAUUCCUUUUUUGUUUUCUCCACAACAAACAUGUCUACACGUUGGUUAGUUUUCCAACUUUUUUUGCUCUUUUUGAACGUUUUGUCGUCAUUAUGUGAGGCUAGUCACUGUUCCCUUGGUAAAUGAUGAUUACCUGUAAAAACCUGGGUAAGAUAUAACAAAUAAGAAACAAAUAGCCUUAGUCGACCGAGAAAAGAUUUUGGAUACAUGUUGUUAUCUUGACUUGGAAAUGACAGACUCUGACUGAUUGCUAUGGGCAUAACCACUGUUCUUCUGUGCAUUCUUUUUUUUUUUUACUAUUUUUAUUCCCCUUCUUCAUCUUCAUGGUGGUAAAUUUUAUAUUGUUCAAAUUUCUUCUAUAAUUGGUUCUGCCAAAACAAUAGCCAACAUAUUCAAUAGUUCUGUGUUUUUGGCUUUUUCUGAGCCACGAUCAGUUAACUUGAAUGUAGACCUAGAAGCUCCUGAAGGCCCUGAAGGUUGGACCAGCUUUGACCAUUUUAAGUCAUCAUUUGGGGCAUUCUCUUUUAAUAUUCUUCUAAUACUACAUAGUGAGCCCAGUAAAUGGGUUCAUGACCGUAAAGUAGAAUUUCCCAGUUCUUAUCAUGAACUGAAAAUCCAGAGUAGGCCUGUUUUUGGUCCACACUCGUAUUAGCACGGCACCUAUGUACAAUUGUAUGACUUGCCCAUAGCAACCAUUCUGAAUCUUUCCACUGUUAUUUUUCUGAUAAGGUAUUAAAUAUUAUAGAUCUACUUGUUUUCCCCACUCUUUUUUCUUACCUCAGCCCUCCUUGACCAUGUCUACGGCUAAUCCCGUACCCAACCAAAAAUUAGUUGUUGACCACGUCCUAUCCUGAAAUCUCAGUCUGAGGCAUUUAUAUGAAUGAAUUAUUGUAAAUUUCAUUUAUUAAACCAGUGAAAUAUUUAAUAAUUGCCGGUCUAAUCAACAGACCUUACUAUGAUGCUGUAUAGCACUGCUAUAUGUUUUUGUACCAAUAGUAUUACUAUGGAGGGGGGUGGGGGCGCCGUGGAGCCAACAUUAUUUGGAAACUAUUUUGUAGAUCUCUGUUGUAAACAUUGAAAACCGAUAAUUAUGUUCGUCAUGUGUAAAAUGUACAAUCAUACCGUAUUUUUUAUACUCUGUACAAAUUGUCAGCUAUAGCGAUUUUUCAUUUAUAGUUAGGGCUCUUUUAUUGAUUGCUCGGAAAUUGAUGAUUUUCUGUGUAGCUGGCCAGUAUGAGCUGAGUCCUGUACAUUGACUUGCACUAGAAUACAUAUUUUAUGAUACUACAUCUUGCUCAUAAUUAUGCCACAAGCUACCUGUUCUCUUUGUUUUCAUUUUGUUCUGCAGGUUUCCAAACCGAACAAAAAGUUUAGUUUUUUUUUUUUGCAGUAAUGGAUUUGAGAUUUAUUGGGAAUUACACUGUAUUUCACAGAUUCAGAUCAUUUAGAAAAACUAUUUGGCACAUAUAAAAUUUUAAUUCACACCCCAGUCUGACAAACUGAAAUAAAAUAAUUCAUCGAGUUCUAGGGGCUCCUCAAUAUUGGGCUCAUAUGAUCCUAACUGGAAAGGGUUGGCUUAUUUAAUGUAAAGCAAGUAAAAAAAAUGUUCUACCAACCCGAGAAAAUAUUUAUUUCUUGCCAAAAUCAAAUUUGAUAGAAUUUCUGGGACGAGCCAAUAAGCAGCUGGUCUUGUAACCCCUGCAGUUACACUGAUCAAGUCAAGGGUUUGGUCUACCGUCGAUGAUUCUUGAGGUUAGAGGAAAACCAAAUAAAAACAUCUCAGCUUUUUGGUAGGUCUCCAGUUCAGUAUAUCGACAAUAACUCUAGAAGUAGAGCUUCUGGAACUUGCUUAAUGCGGGUUGGUCUGCCAUCUUGGUCAGAAUGGUGGUAGACCAUCAAAGUGGUCUACAUCGGACUUUUUAGUCAGCUUUGUCCCAAAGAAUAGAGUGAAAUCAUUAUAUAUUAAUUCACACUUUCUAAUUUGGUCUACUAAAUUCAUUAAGUGUUAUGUCCCAUACUUAGUUCAACCUCUGAGGAGUAUGUAGCUAUGAUAUGGCACUCAUAGACUUCUCUUGGGCCGCACUGUACCUGUGAACCAUUAACUGGACACUUUUAAUAUGUCGUAGAGACAUAUGAAAUGUUUUGAUUGGCCAAUCACAAGCCUGUCUAGCACUUUUUCUCCCAGCUCUGUGCUACGUGAACUGGAUGGACUCAUAAUGUAAGUCUAUGAAAUCGGGCCUCCUAGACCCAGACCAGGGAGAGAAGAAGCACAUGGCCACGUGUUUGUUUUCCUUCUCGUCAUAGGUCGGCCCCAACCGAUAAAAACUUUUUCUGUUCACAGGUACUGUUUAAAUACUAUAUAACAAAACUAUUCUCCCAUUGAAAUAUCACAGAGGCUCCAAAAAACUGAGAGUUACUAUAGGCUAUAUACUAUGGAGCUACACAGGGUUAGUAUGUACCUUGUGUAUGUGGCCUAAAAUGUAAUAUUCUGGGGUCCUUAUAUGUCUGUUUUUUACAUGUAUAAUCAGUCAUCACCUAACCGAGAAACUAAAUUCUCGAAAUAAAUCAUUUUUCGAUUAAAUAAAAAUAAAAAAUGUUAUUUUUAUUUUGCGAUUUUUUUUUUAUUUUCAGUUUUAAAUUUCAAAAAGUGUAUAUCUUAAACCAAAUUUCUAAUUUUGUCUCCAUUUUUUAAACACAAUGUAUAAACUUAAUCUAUGCAGCUAACGCCCAAUAAUUCUCAACAUUACUGAAACGUCUGUCGAUGCGUCAGCUCAUGAUAGUACGCAAAGUACGCUCUACAACCUACAGUAUGCUUCCAAACAAGCAAACAAAAAUAACUUUUGUCUUCAGAACUAUGUAAAUAGUUAUAAAUAUGAGCAGGAACAACAUGUAAGUGAUUUUAUUUUAUUGUCUUUUAUUGUUUUUUAUUUUACAAUUUCUUUUUGUUUUGUUUUUUUUUGCUAGGAAAAUGCAGUGAAUAUGCCAUAUUCCAAUACUUUCAGUGUAAAAUAUUUUAUAAAGGGCCGAGAAGCACCCUAUAUACAUAACAACAACCUAUAAAAGGUGUAUUUAAUUUUUUUAUUUUUUUUUUACCAUGAACUUAGAAGAAAAAAAUAAAUAUAUUAUUGACUCCAUCAUUCUUAGAACUUUCGUUUGACUUCCGCUUUCCAGGAAAUACGCCAAGUUUUCAGUAAAGCAAUUUUGAAGGGGGUUGAGAUGAUUAAAGAGAGAAGCAAAUGAGUAAUGGUUACUGGUGGUAUUUCGGAUAGCAAAGGCUUCUUUAUUUUGCAUGUCAAAACCAUUACCCUGCGGUGGAUGCAAUUAAAUGUGAGUGAAAUGGAUUUCUUCAACAGUGUAUUGUUUGGUAAUUUUUUUUUUUUUUUUUUAACUCUGCCACUUCUGAAAUUUUUUUUUGUGUUUCCAAUUGAAUUGGGUUUAGUUUUUCUUUAUAAUGUAUUGUUUAAUUAAAAAAAAAGUUAAAAAAAAAAUUUUGGUAAAAGGAAAACUGAAGUUCAAUGUUGGGCGUUUCAUACAACAAUACACCUGUAUAGACCGUGUAAGAGAAAAUAAAUAUACAACCAGUUCAACUGUAUUUUUGACUUAUUAUUAUGUAUUUUAACACAUUGUAUGUUUGUUUUCGUGGUGCUGUAGUGGUAAAUAAAUUAUUUCA